AGUAUAUACACACUGUGUAUAAUGUCUAUACACUGCAGUUGGAGAGGCAGUUUGAGCAGGCUCUGAAGAAGAGUCGGGGAAUGGUCAUCCACAGAAUGAAACCUGACGGAGCCUGUCUCUUUAGAGCUGUCGCUGACCAGGUGUAUGGUGACCAGGACAUGCACUCAGUGGUCCGCAACCACACCAUGGACUACAUGCUGAAGAAUGCCGACUACUUCUCUCAGUAUGUGACGGAGGAUUUCGAGCAGUACGUCAACCGGAAGCGCAAUGACCACAGCUAUGGCAAUAACCUUGAGAUGCAGGCCAUGGCUGAGAUGUACAACAGGACCAUUGAAGUCCACCAGUAUAGCAUCGAUCCAAUCAACAUCUUCUUUGGGAUGUACAAGCCGGACAAUGCUCCCAUAAGACUCAGCUACCACUACGGUGUCCACUACAACAGUGUUGUUGAUCCAUACUCCGCCACGGUUGGGGUGGGCCUGGGAUUGGCCGGUCAUAAACCUGGGCUGGCAGACAAGAUGUUGAUGAAGGAUGCUAUGAAGCAUUCUGAGAAUUUCCACCUGGAGCAGGCCCUCCUGCAGGACCAUCUCCAGCUCUCUGACAGGGACACCACCUACGAGGCUCUGGAGGAGGCCGUCGCACGAGAAUCAUACCUCACCUGGCUCCGCGAGCAGGAGAUGAGAACUCGCUCCGGGCAACAUGGACUGGAGUCAACUUCAGCAGCCUGUGUGAGUGGCAGUGUGGCAAUGACCCACCACCCCCUACCUCCUCCCCUCAACACCCUCUCCUCCUCCCCUCCUCACCCCUCACACCUCCCCGAGUCCUCUGCCCGCCACCUCUACACCCUCUCCCCCUCCUCCCCACUCCCUCACUCUUCCACAUCCACCCCUCCCCCAUCCUCCUCCUCCAAGCAAAAAUUUGCGACCGGGAAAUCAACCGAUAACAAGCUGCACACUAAAACCACCAGUGCCACUCUCCACACUAGUUCAUCUGAGUCAAAGCUGAGCUCCUUGAAGAGUGUGUUGAGACAGGCACCCCCGCAGCGAAACUCCGCCUCCUCAUCAAGCCUACACGGUCUUCGGGUGUACAACCGCUGGGCGUCGGCCGUCCCACGCCGCUCGGCUUCGCUGGGUAGCCACCAACACGGCUCUGCACGUACGUCCCCCUACAAUUCCCCCCGUACCUCCCCUCACGGGUCCAGACGAGGGUCGCGUCACUGUUCCCCCUACACCUCCCCCUAUCACUCCCCACGGAACUCCAUCCAUGGCUCUCCUCCACUGGCAUCAACCUGUAGUAGCCCUACCACCACUGUGGACGACCCUGUGUUUAAGUAUCACUCUCCCAAACCCGUCGCUACUUCGUCUUCUGCUGCGGGUGUGGUCGCGGGGGCCAAACCCCUUGCCCCUGGUAUUAACAGGAAUAUUGGGAGGGGUGGGGACUUGCCUGCAACCAAGAGCAAGAGUGUUCGGUCCUCACUACCGGCCAAGACACACCCUUCACCUCCUCCCCCCUCACACCCCUCCUCCUCCUCGGCCCAGGUCUCGGGGCCAGCCUAUGCCCCUGAUUUUGAGUCUGGACGAGUCCUGGACCAGCUCCCGUUUGAAUACAGCUCCUUCCUUGAUCUCCCUCUCUCUGCUUUCGGUCUGAGUGAGUGGGAGGAUGACAGAGUACUGGCCGCGGUCCUGGCCGCAUCUCAACAGGAGUAUCUCCAGGGACUCAAACAGAACUCCAGAGGUGGCGCCGAGAGUUUGUAAAUAUCGGACUGUUUUUUGGUUUGUAGUUGAGUCAGACAGCAAGGUGUAGCAGGGCGGGGCACGUACGUACUGAUUGAGUCACAGAGUGUUGUAUUGUAGCAUGUAUCAUGACAUUAUUUAUGAAUCUCAUGUCCCCUCCCUCACCGUUGAUUGUACACUGUGUGAUUGUAAUAAUUGUAUAUAGACUUA
Geodia barretti is the source of this 1940-nucleotide messenger RNA. Lineage: Eukaryota; Metazoa; Porifera; Demospongiae; Tetractinellida; Geodiidae. The record is from the annotation of a GenBank genome assembly.